Molecule: messenger RNA, 462 nt
Organism: Pelobates cultripes (western spadefoot toad)
Lineage: Eukaryota; Metazoa; Chordata; Amphibia; Anura; Pelobatidae
Source: the annotation of a GenBank genome assembly
AUGGGAAAGUCAAGAGAUCUAUUCAAGAAAAUUGGGGAUCUAAAAGUUACCUUUCAUGCUAAAGUGGGUGUGAUAAAAGACAAAAAUGGCAGGGACUUAACAGGAGAAGAUCAGAUAAAGAAGAAAUGGCAGGAAUACAUUGAAGAUCUAUACAGGAAGGAUCUUAACAGCAGUGAUGACCUCAAUAGUUGGUCCAAUGAGAUGGAACCAGAAAUCUUGGGGAGCGAAGUUAGAUGGGCCCUAGGAUGCCUUGCAGAUAACAAUCUACAUCCCAAUCCCAAAAAAGGCAAUGCCAAAGAGUGCUCCAAUUAUCGAACAAUUGCACUAAUUUCAAAUCCCAGCAAGGUAAUGCUUAAGAUCCUACAAGCUCGAUUCAAACAAUAUAUGGACCAGGAAUUACCAGAUGUAUGUUCUGCAGAGGACGAGGCACAAGAGAUCAAAUUGCCAAUGUACAAUGGGUAA